Molecule: messenger RNA, 1569 nt
Organism: Vicugna pacos (alpaca)
Lineage: Eukaryota; Metazoa; Chordata; Mammalia; Artiodactyla; Camelidae
Gene: COTL1
Product: coactosin like F-actin binding protein 1
Biological process (GO): regulation of actin filament polymerization
Cellular component (GO): cortical actin cytoskeleton; actin filament; site of polarized growth
Molecular function (GO): actin filament binding
Source: RefSeq, a predicted model, not a curated record
GCCGGCCCGGAGCGCGAUCUUCAGUCGCUCCGGGCAGAGUAUCCUCGUUGCAGCCCCGCGGUGAUGGCCACCAAGAUCGACAAAGAGGCUUGCCGGACAGCGUACAACCUGGUGCGCGACGACGGCUCAGCCGUCAUCUGGGUGACUUUUAUAUAUGACGGCUCCACCAUCGUCCCCGGCGAACAGGGAGCAGAAUAUCAGGACUUCAUCCAACAGUGCACAGAUGAUGUCCGAUUAUUUGCCUUUGUGCGGGUCACCACUGGGGACGCAAUGAGCAAGAGGUCUAAGUUCGCCCUCAUUACAUGGAUCGGCGAGAACGUCAGCGGGCUGCAGCGCGCCAAGACCGGCACGGACAAGACCCUGGUGAAAGAGGUCGUGCAGAAUUUCGCUAAAGAGUUUGUGAUCAGUGAUCGGAAGGAGCUGGAGGAAGAUUUCAUCAAGAGUGAGCUCAAGAAGGCGGGAGGAGCCAAUUAUGACGCCCAGACGGAGUAACCCCCCUUGCCAAAGUCAUCCGCCUGCUCCCCAGGGGAGGGGACCACAGCCUCAGCUACCAGCCCACCAGCCCAUCAGGGAGAGGAGAUGUGAUGAGAGGCAACGCCCACCACCCUGGCCAAAACCCAGCUCCCCUCCCCACUUCCCUUGUGCACCUGCUGUGUCCUAACCUAUGAAGCUCAUGGAAGAUCUUUCUUUUAUCUGUUUUUCUUUUUACCCCGCUUUCUUGUUCUAAGGAAAAAUCAUUUUGAUGCCAAGGUCAUGCAGUUCAUCAGGUUGGAGGCGCCUCCCGUGGUGACCGUGCCCUGGCAUUUGUCUUACGCACAAGCAGCCUGCUUGGCCUUACCCACCAGCCUCGUGUCACUUCUGGCACCGGGGCUAGGGCCGCUAUCUUGGUUUUCUCUGGCGCCUGCCUGCUUCCUGCGGUGGGGGGCAGCUGUGCCAGGAGCUGCACCCUCGACAGUGGCCUCUGUAAGCACACCGUGUCCCGCUGGCCAGGUUCACCCCUCCGAGAAUCGCUCCACCGCCCCAUUCCGAGUUGCCUAAGUUCCACGUCCAACAGAGACAGUGCUUGGUGGAGAUACCUGCAGGCCUGACUCAGACUGAACGAGAAGAGAAAAUUUGCCUUAAAUGUUGCCUGGCUUGGCCACUGGUCUGAAGCAACCCAUUCCUACCCUUUCAAUUGAAAUCUCAUUAUGGCACGGAGUGGGGCCAAGGUCUGAGUCCAGAUUUGACAGGAGGAGUCUUUUCAGGGUUCAUUUUCCGGGCUCCCCCAGUGUUGAGAACAUUUGGGAGAGAGGCUUGGGACACGGGAUGGGAAUCUAGGUCGAACAGGUCCUCUGCCUGAUGGCAGGGACAGUCAGGGACAGAGGCCUCCUACUAGGCCACCUCAGCCACGUGUGCAGCAGAGCCCCGCCCUCCUGGGACCAGAAAGUGAUUUUCAUCUGAGGUUGCACCCCCGCGGGCAAAAGGAUUUUCCUUUUUUUAUUUUCCUCAAAGAAAUAUGAGAUUGGCUUGGUUCUCCAAGAGCACGUUUGGUGGCAUUCUUUUCUCUUUUCCUUGCUCGUUUCAUUGGGG